Megalobrama amblycephala (Wuchang bream) is the source of this 378-nucleotide messenger RNA. RefSeq names its product protein TsetseEP-like. NCBI's taxonomy places the organism in Eukaryota, Metazoa, Chordata, Actinopteri, Cypriniformes, Xenocyprididae. The annotation marks the transcript as partial. The record is from RefSeq and is a predicted model, not a curated record. The transcript has 2 exons.
AUGUCCGUUGGUGGCAUUCCCAAAUUAGUGUUUCUGUUUGUCCCCCAAGCUACAUUUGCCGUGGGCAGAGACAGGCCCAGAGGGAGCCUCAGGCCCACGACCGAGCCCCAGCCUCAGGCCCAGACCGAGCCCCAGCCUCAGGCCCAGACCGAGCCCCAGCCUCAGGCCCAGACCGAGCCCCAGCCUCAGGCCCAGACCGAGCCCCAGCCUCAGGCCCAGACCGAGCCCCAGCCUCAGGCCCAGACCGAGCCCCAGCCUCAGGCCCAGACCGAGCCCCAGCCUCAGGCCCAGACCGAGCCCCAGCCUCAGGCCCAGACCGAGCCCCAGCCUCAGGCCCAGACCGAGCCCCAGCCUCAGGCCCAGACCGAGCCCAGCCUC